GGGAUAACGCAACUGGUGUGCUUCGUGUCAUCGCACACGCUGAUCUAACUUUUGCGUGAGCAGUUCAGAAAACACACCAAUCGAGGAAGAUCUUAUUUCUUUUUAAAUGAUGAAUUGGAUCGUGAAAGAAUAGAGCAAAAGCAAAAGUUUCCAGUGUCGAUUACGUGCAUGAUCGAUUGCGUGCAACUCUGCACGAAUUCAAGGAAAACGUUGGAAAACGCACGUUCACGUGCUUGCAAUUGACCAAUCAAAUCAAAUUAGACACACUCUUCCGAAGUUUUUCACACAUUGGAUUUAGGUUUUUGUGCAUAUUCUGCAAGUCCUUUGAGUUUAUCUAUAAAUCUCUGGAGAGACCAGAUAUAAAGAAGGGUUUUCCGCUACGUGAUGGCUUCAAAACUCCCACCAAACUUCCCAGUGAUCAAAGGAAAGUUUGAAGAGCUGCCCGUUAAGGUGCAAGACUUCGUUGCCGAUAAAGUCAAACUGUGCAACCCAGACGAUCUGUACAUAUGUGAUGGAUCCAAGGAAGAGAACGAAGCACUCGUCAAGUUACUUAUGGAGGAUGGAAUUCUAACUCCCCUUUCAAUGCACGACAACUGUUAUGUUGCCCGCACUGAUCCACGUGAUGUGGCACGUGUGGAAUCUAAAACGUACAUUUGUACGGAGCGCAAGGGAGAAUCCAUCCCAGCAGCAAAGGAUGGAGUUGAAGGCCGGCUGGGUAAAUGGAUGAGUGUCAAGGACAUGAAUCAAAUACUUGGAGAAAGAUUUCCAGGCUGCAUGAGAGGCCGCACCAUGUAUGUUAUGGCAUUCAGUAUGGGUCCAGUUGGAUCUCCUGUGUCAAAGAUUGGCAUCCAAGUCACAGACUCAGCUUACGUUGUCUGCUGCAUGCGCAUCAUGACCAGAAUGGGGAGUCAUGUGUUCAAAGUUCUUGGAGACCAUAAUUUUGUAAAGUGUCUUCACUCAGUUGGUGUGCCUAAAGCUGAACAAGCUCCUGGCUGCAAGUGGCCAUGUGACCCAGACAGGACUGUCAUUGCACAUUUUCCUCAUGAUCGUGAAAUCAAAUCAUUUGGAAGUGGUUAUGGAGGAAAUUCUCUCUUGGGAAAGAAGUGUUUUGCUCUACGGAUUGCCAGCACAAUUGGUCGUGAUGAAGGCUGGUUUGCAGAGCACAUGCUGAUCAUGGGCCUUACCAAUCCCAAGGGAGAGAAGAAGUACAUCACUGCAGCCUUCCCAAGUGCCUGUGGUAAAACUAACCUAGCCAUGAUAACACCAACAAUUCCAGGAUGGAAGGUUGAAUGUGUUGGUGAUGACAUUGCUUGGAUGUGGUUUGAUGAAGAAGGACAACUGAGAGCGAUUAAUCCAGAAAGUGGCUUUUUUGGAGUUGCUCCAGGAUCAUCAUAUCUGACAAAUCCAAUUGCAAUGAAGACUUUUCAAAAGGACACGAUUUUCACCAAUGUGGCAGAAACUAGUGAUGGUGACUUUUUUUGGGAAGGUUUGCCCCUGCCAGAUCCUCUGCCAGAAAUAACCUCCUGGCUUGGAGAGAAAAACUGGAAGCCUGGUAAUAGCAAGGCAGCGCAUCCCAACUCGAGAUUCUGUGCACCAAGUGAUCAUUGUCCGAUCAUGGACAAAGACUGGGAGAACCCCAAGGGUGUUCCCAUAAGUGCCAUACUAUUUGGUGGUCGACGCCCCCAGGGAGUUCCCUUGGUCUACCAGACAUUUAAUUGGCAGCAUGGGGUCUUUGUUGCCUCAUCCAUGUCAUCUGAGGCUACUGCUGCAGCAGAGCACAAGGGUAAAACUGUCAUGAGAGACCCUUUUGCCAUGAGGCCCUUCUUUGGAUACAAUUUUGGCAAAUACAUGGAGCACUGGUUGGGGAUGGAGAAGCCAAACCGCAAAAUGCCAAAGAUUUUUCAUGUCAACUGGUUCCGUGUGGAUGAAAAUGGUCAUUGCUUGUGGCCAGGGUUCGGAGAGAACUGCCGUGUUCUGGAAUGGGUACUGAGACGCUGUGAUAAUGAAGAUGUGGCAGAUGUGACUCCAGUUGGGUACAUCCCUAAACUGGACUCCAUUAACGUUGACGGCCUUGCAGAAAAGCCAGACAUGGAAAAGCUGUUUGACAUCCCCAAAGACUAUUGGCUGGAGGAAUGUCAGUAUCUACGCAAGUACUACGCGGAACAGUUGGGAACUGAUCUGCCUCAAGCGGUACUUGAUGAGCUGAAUGCACUGGAAGAGCGUCUUAAGGCUGCUUAAGCUAACCACUGCCAUGGAAAGACUAAGCAACUGCUGCAUUCACACACCAUUGUCGUUGAUUCUUAUCAUACAGAUAUUUUCUUUGAUCGCUUUGACUGGUUGUUGUCAUCAAGAGCUUUUACUGUGCUAACGAAAGUUGUUUUGACAAUUUAGUCUUAUACAAUCCAGGGAACCAGCAAAUUGUAUUUCUGGAUAGUUUGUAGGUUGAAAAAUCUUUAAAAAAAAAAGAUGAAAAAAGUUAGUUGGUGCAUGAGCUUUACAAAGUACGCACUAAUGUAAUCUUUAUAUAACAGAGAAAACUGUUAAAUAAAAGCACUUUAGGAUGAAUUAAA
Molecule: messenger RNA, 2570 nt
Organism: Stylophora pistillata
Lineage: Eukaryota; Metazoa; Cnidaria; Anthozoa; Scleractinia; Pocilloporidae
Product: phosphoenolpyruvate carboxykinase [GTP], mitochondrial
Biological process (GO): response to lipid; gluconeogenesis; oxaloacetate metabolic process
Cellular component (GO): cytosol
Molecular function (GO): GTP binding; phosphoenolpyruvate carboxykinase (GTP) activity; manganese ion binding
Source: RefSeq, a predicted model, not a curated record